AUGAGCUUUGAGAUGAACUACUCUGUGAUUAUACUGAUUAUCACUGGAGCCGUUUGCACCGCUGCUGAAAGUAAGAGUUUGAUUUAUGUUUGAUACUGUACUAGUGUAAAUGCAUUUGUUCGUGUUUGAUAUAGAUAUUAUCAUCCUGGAAAAAUGAUAUAAACCUCAGUUGAUUAAUUUGAAGUAAUGUGUUUUCCCCCCAUUUCAGUUCAUCAUGAAAUUCACUUUAUCUACGGAUGCUUUGAGUCAAGUGAUCCUGCGGUGGGAGUUGAGAUUGAUGGAGAUGAAAUCUUCUAUGGUGACUUCAAUAAAAACAGUAAUACAUGUCUAACAGUAGAUGUAGUGUUUACAUUACCUAAAUCCAUAUAUAUUACACCAGAGGAUAAAGAAAGGGCUUGUGAAUACGCUACCAUUAGCAGACCGUGGUGCAAAAACGGCAUCGCAUGGGGCAAACAGUCCGAACCUAAAAUACCAAAAAUCAAAGGUAAGUGAAGAUUAUUGAUGGGAAUGUCCCACAUAAACUGAUAAUCAGUGAUUCAAUAUGAUUUGUGCUUCUCCAAAAUCAACCUUUGUCAGAGUAGUCUAAGUCGAGCGGAGUUAAAGUCAUAUACUAUGCAUGCCAGUCUCUCUUGGCAAAGAGUUGAGGAGAGACUGACUGCAUCACUUUUUCUUUUUAUAAGAAACAUGAAUGAGUUAAAAAUCCCAAAUUGUUUGCACAGUCAACUUACACACAGCUCUGACACACACACUUAUCCCACCACACAUGCCACCAGAGGUCUUUUCACAGUCCCUAAAUCCAGAACAAAUUCAAGAAAGCGUACAGUGUUAUAUAGAGCCAUUUUGCAUGGAACUCUGUUCCAUCUCGUAUUGAUGAAAUGAACAGCAAACCUGGUUUAAAAAAACAGAGAAAGCAACACCUCACGGCACAACGCCUCUCCCCUAUUUGACCUAGAUAGUUUGUGUGUACACAGUAUGUAUUGAUAUGUAGGCUACGUGUGCCUUUUUAAAUUGAUGUAGUUCUGUCCUUGAUCUGUUUUUGUCUAUUAAUGUUCUUUAUUAUGUAAUGUUUCAUGUUUUGUGUGGACCCCAGGAAGUAGCUGCUGCUUUCGCAACAGCUAAUGGGGAUCCUAAUAAAAUACAAAAUAUGCUAUUUUUUGAGUAGGUCUAUGUACAGUAUCUGCCUUAAUCCCAAAUGAAUGGGACAUUUAUAGGUAAUGACAUUUGAAAAAUCUGAAAAACGUAUAUUUUUGAGUGAAUACUUUACAGUUUCAGACUCUUGUUGCCCUCUAGAUGCCCCUGAGAGCAUCAUCUACCCCAGGGAUGAGGUGGAACUGGGGGUGGAGAACACCCUCAUCUGCUUUGUGAAUGGUUUCUUUCCCCCGCCUGUCAAAGUCAACUGGACUAAGAAUGGAAUGGAGGUGACUGAGGGAUUGUCUCUCAGUCGUUAUUAUCCUAAUAAAGAUGGAACAUUCCACCAGUUCUCCAGCCUGAGUUUCACCCCACAAAAGGAGGACGUCUACGUCUGUGCUGUGGCGCACACGGCCCUGAAGGACCCCAAAACCAGGGGUGAGAGAGGACAUUCUGUUUUUGUAUAUGGUUCUAUACUGAACAAAAAUAUAAAUGUAACAUGCAACAAUUUCAACAAGUUACAGUUCAUAUAAGGAAAUUAGUCAAUUGAAAUAAAUUCAUUAGGCCCUAAUCUAUGGAUUUCACAUGACUGGGCAGGGGCGCAGCCAUGGGUGGGCUUGGGAGGGCAUAGGCCUACCCACUGGGGAGCCAGGCCCAGCCAAUCAGAAUUAGUUUUCUUUCCCACAAAAGGGCUUUAUUAGAGACAGAACUACUCCUCAGUUUCAUCAGCUGUCCGGGUGGCUGGUCUUAGACGAUCCCGCAGGGGAAGAAGCCGGAUGUGGAAGUCAUGGGCUGGCAUGGUUACAUGUGGUCUAUUUUUGUUCAGUAUAUUUACUUUAAUAUUAAACCUUAAGAAGGAGCUCAAACAUUAAAAACUCUGAAAUUGAGACCUGAAACAAACCAUUCCAAGGCAGUGUGUGAUGAGUGAAUGUGUAUUGUGCUGAUUCUGGUGACAUCUCUUGUCUUCCAGAGUAUAAGGUCAGUGGGUCCAGUGCUGGUCCUGGUCCUGCUGUAUUCUGUGGAGUGGGCCUCACUCUUGGGCUGCUGGGGGUGGCUACUGGAAUAUUCCUCUACAAAGGAAAAGAGAGCCACUGA
Molecule: messenger RNA, 2223 nt
Organism: Coregonus sp. 'balchen'
Lineage: Eukaryota; Metazoa; Chordata; Actinopteri; Salmoniformes; Salmonidae
Source: the annotation of a GenBank genome assembly